Aspergillus glaucus CBS 516.65 is the source of this 2003-nucleotide messenger RNA. RefSeq lists its product as uncharacterized. Gene Ontology annotation, molecular function: basic amino acid transmembrane transporter activity. The record is from RefSeq and is a predicted model, not a curated record. Gene Ontology annotation, biological process: basic amino acid transport; transmembrane transport. NCBI's taxonomy places the organism in Eukaryota, Fungi, Ascomycota, Eurotiomycetes, Eurotiales, Aspergillaceae. The coding region runs from base 155 to 1756 and encodes 533 amino acids. Gene Ontology annotation, cellular component: fungal-type vacuole membrane. The transcript has 7 exons.
CUUAAUGGUGGGCCUCACCCGAAAAACGAGAUGGAGUCGAGCACUCGAGCUGAAGUCGCUCCGACGAUCGCUGCGCCGAUGAACAUAAAAGAAUUCCACAUUGCCGAUUCAGCUCUUCACCAUAGAAUUUGCUCUUGAUCGAGCACGUACGGCCAUGGCGAUAGACGAAACGACUCCAAUCCUACAAAAUCGUACCGAAUAUAAAUCGCGAGGCCUUGGAAAACUCGCAAUUGCAACUGCACUUUUUGGUGUAUUCCUGGCCAAUAUCGAUGACUCCUUCGUAACCGCUAUCUACGGGGAGAUCGCGUCGCAGUUCCAGCAUCUCCAGGAUGGAUCCUGGUUGCUGGCAGGGUACAACCUGGGUUAUUGUGCGGCGUUGCCGGUGCAUGGUCGGCUAGGUGAUAUCUAUGGCCGGAAGACGCCGUUGUUGGCAGCUUAUGCUGUGUUUGGUUUUGGAUUAGCUGUGUCAGGCUCUGCAUUCUCUUUAUGGCAGGUUAUCAUCGGAAGAGUGAUUACCGGAAUUGGGAGCUCGGGCAUGGUAGGUCUGAUAUCUAUUGUGAUUACUGAUACAUCGACAUUGGAGCAAGUGGCUGUCCUGAGAAGCUAUGUCACUGUCGUCGCCAUCGCAGGGUAUAGUCUAGGAGCUCCCCUGGGUGGAAUCCUAGCAGACCUCGUUGGCUGGAGGAUGUCAUUUGCAGGUCAGGUGCCAAUUGUCCUAAUCUGCCUGCUAAUCGUCACUCGCGAAAUCCCAUCCCCACCACCGCCACAAGAUGAAGAAACGACUGUACAGGGCGAGACCAGCAACAGCAAUGACGACGCCAAUGGGGAACCCUCCAGUAAACCCACAACAAAACCUGGAAUCCAGAACUUCGACAUCCCGGGCCUCAUCACUUUCCUCACCACGAUAAUCACCUUCCUCUUCCUAAACCUAGCCAGCCAAAAGCUUCCUAUCACGCACCCCCUUGUCCUCACCAUCGCAGCCAUCAGCAUCAUCUCCGCAACGCUCUUCUUCCUUAUCGAGACAAUCUGGAGCCCCAGCCCAUUAAUCCCCCUCACACAAAUCUGGAGAAACGGCGUCGCCCCGUUUUGCCUAGGACAAGUAUCCCUCUUCAUCGCAUUAGUCGGCCUAGUCGCUCAAAUCCCAUCCUUCUUCAUCCGCACCCAGUCCACCACGAACACACAAGCUGCCGCGCAUCUCAUCCCGUUGACAAUUGGUUGUGCUGUGGGUGGUUUACUCUCAGGGCAGAUUAUUAACAGAACGCACCGCUAUAAACCGCUUUCGCUUUUCUCUGUAUCACUAAACACGCUCUCGCACCUUCUUAUCUUCGUUACGUGGCGUCACGGCGCAAGUACUACUUCCUCGCUGGUAGUAUUUAUUACCGGCCUCGCGCACGGGCUCGUCAUCUCAACACAGUUCAUUGGGAUGUCUGCGCGCGUGGAGAAAAGUAUGGUUGCGUCGUCUGUGAGUGCGUAUUAUCUGUGCCAGGAGUUGGGGACGAUUGGGGGCGCUUGUUUGGGGGGUGCGGUUGAGGGAGGUGUUUUCAGACAGUUAUUGCAGAAGAAUGGAUUGGGAAGUGAGGUGGUGAAGGGAGUGUUGAAUGAUACUCGGUUUGCUGCUAGGUUGUCCAUGGAGGUUCAGAGGGUUGUCGCGGAUUGCUAUCUUUAUGCUUUUCGGUUUAUUCCUGUGUUGUCUACUUGCAGCUGUGCAGUGGCCCUGAUUUUCAUCGUGUCUCAGAAGGAGAAGAAACUUCGGUAGGCAGUUAUCGGCCUCGAAUAUUAUCAUUAUUAUUACCAUAACAUUAAACAGAGCCAUAAAACAUUAGUGGCAUUAGAAACAUAAAAAAAGUCAUUACCACCCACAUCACCGAAUACGCCAUGUAUAGCUUAAAUAAAUACCACUUAAAAGAGGAUUAUGAAAUCAACAGGUCCCUGACACUCAUACCCAUUCGUUUACCAGUCUCUUGUCUUUCAUGGUUACGAGACUCCAAGCUAGCAUCAGUGAC